Betta splendens (Siamese fighting fish) is the source of this 2268-nucleotide messenger RNA. RefSeq names its product coiled-coil domain containing 126 (gene ccdc126). Bases 691 to 1170 code for a protein of 159 amino acids. The record is from RefSeq and is a predicted model, not a curated record. The transcript has 3 exons. NCBI's taxonomy places the organism in Eukaryota, Metazoa, Chordata, Actinopteri, Anabantiformes, Osphronemidae.
GGCAGUAGACGUUCAGAGGAGCCAUAAAAGUCAGCACAGUUGAAUGCUUAGUAUUCCAGCUCUCGACUUUUGCUCGCAAUGACCUGCUCGCUCAGAAGAUCGCAGAAUUAGACGUUGAACCGAUAAACAGGAGGACCAGAAACCCGAACGUGAGGCUCGGAGGCUACAUUUUUACAACAGAAACUGCGGUUCCUUCGUGUCAUUCCCCAGCGACAGCAGGUCCUGCCAGAGAAGCAUCAUUCUGAAACGCUGUCAGACUCAAGUAGCAGCUGGAGCGGGCGGUCGCACGUUUGGAGCCUGUCUGCGGAUGCUCAGCAUGAACACCUACGCUGCACUGAUCACCUUGUGCUAAAACAGUUUGUGGGUUUCAUAUUCUCGUUCCACAUCCUGGCUUCUGCUGUUGCUCAACAGAUGUCACGUCUGAGGGGUUGGACAGGAUGCUGCAGCGGUUAAAAACAUGUCUUCUGCUGUGUGACAACAUGUCAUGUUGGAGUUUACUUGACUGAGAUGCUGACAUGAGCAAUGAAAAUGCUUUGCGGUGAACUUUGACCUCUGACCUCACAGUGUAUAGGCAAAUUAGAAAAGUAAAUUUCCCUGCGGAAAUUAUCAAAUUGUUACUAUAGCACACCCAAGACAAGACCCCCAGACCAGGUCCCGUGAGCACCCCUCCCCGUCGUGUCUCCCAGUACCAUGCUGGGUGCACUCCUGCGGAGGAACAUGUCCCAGAAGUUGAGUGUGCUGCUGGUAGUGUUUGGCCUGGCAUGGGGACUUAUGCUGUUGCGCUACACUGUACAGCAGCCACGGCACGAGAGCAGCACUGAGCUACGUGAGCAGAUUCUAGAGCUCAGUCGACGAUACGUGAAGGUCCUGACAGAAGAAAACCAGAACUCACCAGCUGGGCCACAGGGAACCUCCAUGGCUGGUUAUGCUGAUCUGAAGAGGACUAUAGCUGUGUUGCUGGAUGACAUUCUGACGCGGUUGGUGAAACUGGAAGGAAAAAUUGAAAUAGUGGUCAAUGCCUCUGCCACAAACACCUCCCAUACAACAGGGGGCGUCCUUGCUUCCCCUCCCGCUGCCCUACAGAAAGCCUCUAAGCAGGAGUCGCCUGGCAGCCACCCAGGAACGUCCCGCCUUCACCCACACAUCCGUAACCGGCGCCGACCAUAUUAGGAGCGUAGUCUUAAUUGGUGCACAAAAUUUGUCUUUAGCACACUUUCCAGCAUUCAUCUUAUGAGUAAUAGACAUCAUAAAAAUCAUUUGGGAGACAUAUGGACAUCCAGAAGCUUGAACCAUGGGAUGCAUCUUAAUUUAAUAUUCUAAGGAAAGAAGGAUGACUUUCUUAUGCUCAGUGCUAUCAUAUGCUGGAUGUGUGUUUUGUUUCUUUAUAUUUUCACUGCUGAUGUUUUGGCCUAAGUGUAAGUAUUUUUUAUAAUACAAUAGUCGACUGUUGAUGUUAAGGCAGAGGUAUCAAAAUGGCCUAUAAUGCUCUUCUGUCUAUAUGUAAAUCAACUGAAAAAUACUGCUUUACAUAUCAAAAUGCUAAACUAAACAGCAACAAACAGUCAACAUGACAGUCACUACAUGUUGGUGCAGUUGCCAGAUACUGUGUGAAGACGAUUCUUCAGCUUCUAGCAUAAACACAUACACAUUUGAGAAUAAACCAUAUAGUUCACAUGUAAGAGAUAAUCCAAAGAAUAUUUUGAGCACUCCAUUUAAAGAGAGUCUAAAUGUGUAUUUACAUUUUCUGACAAGUUGUGGUUCAUGAAGAACAUGACAGGAUGAAGCUACUUUGUCAUUUGUCAUUGUACACUUGUGUGUCUGUCUGGGUGUGUGCGCCUUUGAAAGCCAACGAUUCGCUUGCCUGGUGUUUAGACUUUUUAAAUUUAGAUGUGUAACAGAUUGAAUGUACUGUGUGGUCAGUAUUUAGCCUGCAGUCAUGUGAAGAUGCUUGACCUACUGCUCACACAUGUUCAGGGUUUGUGUUGCACUGUGCACUCUAGAGAUAUUCUACUAUCUAAGUACUGGGCUCUUGCAGUUUUUACUUUAGAAGUAUGCCAGGCUCUGCAAUAUAUAUUCUUUGAAACCCUUCUUCAGAAACUUUGUUAAAAUACUUUACUGUGUCCUGCCCAGAGGUUAAACAUGUUUAAUUCGCUUAUUAUUAUUCUGUGAUAACUUUUUUUUUUACAAAUCUGGUAAAUAAUUGAAUCACUAUCAUUUGGGGACUGGCAAAGUAAGUGAAAAUUAAUAAAAUCUUGCUUACAUAUUAAA